GGGACGUAAUGCUCUCCCAUCGCUGCAGCUGCCGGGGCUCCUGCCUUUCACCACAGAAACAUGGCUGCCCCUGCCAGGACCAACCACAGACACCCGGCUCCUGCUGCUGCCGCCGCCGCCACUGACAGUCCGAGCUGCCGCGAGGAGCCACGGGAGAUGAUAACACCCACCAUCGUGGAGCUGACCAAAGAGGUGCGGACGAACAUCCUCUGCACCGUGAAGGGAUGUGGCAAGAUCCUCCCCAACUCACCUGCGCUCAACAUGCACCUCGUCAAGUCGCACAGAGUCCAGGAUGGUAUGGUCAAUCCCACGGUCAGAAAGGACAUGAAGGGCUCUCAGAGGCUGUACUCCUGUCCCAUCGAGGGCUGUCCCAGGGGGCCCAACAGACCCUUCUCCCAGUUCUCCCUGGUUAAACAACACUUUAUGAAGAUGCAUGCAGAGAAGAAACACAAGUGCUCCAAGUGUAACAAUGGCUACAGCACAGAGUGGGACCUAAAGAGGCACAUAGAGGACUGUGGAAAAACCUACCAGUGUUCAUGUGGGUGCCCCUAUGCCAGCAGGGCUGCUCUACUCUCACAUAUCUACAGGACGGGACACGAGAUUCCUACAGAACACAGAAUUCCUCCAGUAAAAAAGCGGAAAAUGGAGAAGCUUUUAAGUGAUUCUGAAAAGGUUAAGACCAGAGAGUCAGCCUGUCAGAUCAUGCCCACAACUAUCGAGAUGACGGCGACUACUCCCCCCUCUCAUACCACCAUUCACAUCCAAGACUCAGUGAGUCAGAACUCUAACCCUCGUAAGAGCCUCCAGAAGCUGCUUCUACCAAAGCCCAAGAUGGCAUUGGUUAGUGUUCCAGUGAUGCAGCUGGCCCACCUGCCCGUCCUCCUUCCAUCCACAGAAAGUGGUGCUCUGAGGUCUGUAGUGCUGGCAGUCGACAGCCAAGGUUCUGUCAGUACCCUCCAUCUCCUUCAACAAGCAACCGGAGCAGUAGUCCCCCAACUUGACACUAAGAGUCUUGGUUUCAAGGACAGCAUGCAGACUUCCUGUUCUAGCCUGGGGUUUGUUAGCACAGGAGUCCAGGUCAGUCUGGACUCUGUAGGCACUGAGGAGUCACUCGGCAGCCUGGCAGUACACCGGGGAAGAAGCACCUCAACUAACAUUCAGACGGACAAAUCGUACUUGUCGAAAAUGCCCACAGGGGUGGUUGUAGGAGAGGGGAUAGGCUUGUGCUCUGUGGUUGAGUCCUCUGUGUCGUCCUGCUCCCAAACAGACAUCAGCGUGAGUGCCCAGGUCCUCCUCCCAGUCAAUGUUGAAACCCAGACAUUCCCUUCCCAAGCCAAAGCCACCUCCUCUAUAGCAGCUCAGACAGACGGCCAGUGUCCUAGCUCAGUUCCUUGCUCCUCCUCAUCAUCUGUACUCCCACACAAAACCAGGCAAACACAGACACACUUUGCGACGCCACAAUCAGAGGAGAAGCCUCCGGAGCAAGGUAUCAUGUGCUCUGACCUAUUCGGCAAUGACUCCCUGAGCGUCUCUACCCAGACAGCUCUGGACAUACAUGACACCCUCACUGCUGCAGGAAGCAGUAUAUAUGAAGACUCAAAGUCAGCAGUGGGUAUGUGUUUUGGGAUGCAGACAGACGAGCUCAACUCAAACAACAUGGCUGACAACCAGACCCAAACGAUGACCUUGUUAAAUGACUUGGAGACUAUUCUGUCUAACAGUAUGUCCGGCCACCAGGUGCUCACAGAGGCCUCUGCAGCCUGUGGCUCAGGUAUGGGAUCCGUUCAGGAGCAUCACAGUGGCAUAGACUUUGACUUUGAAGAGUUCCUCAAUGCUGUGCAUAUUCAGACGCAGACAGAGGAGAGUGAGCUGGGAGGACUGGGCAGUGACACGCCUCUGGAGUCUCUGGACAUCCAUACCCAGACUGACUUCCUCCUGAUGGAUGAAUUGAACCAAAGCGAGGGACCAAGUCGCACCCAGGUCAGCGAUCUGGAGCUAUUUGACACACAGACUCAGACUGACCUCAAUUUCCUGCUCAACGCCGGAAGCCAGAUGCCCCUGAGCAGCAUCCUGCGACAUUCAAGCUUUUCCAUCAGCACAGAGUCCUCAGAUACAGAAACACAGACAGAUAUCCCUUCAUUUGCCGCUGGCCUCUCUGCUCAGGCCCCUGUCAGUCAGGGGGACCAUGCUAGGCUACUGAACAGCACUGAGACGCAGACUGUGACGAGUCAGGCCGAAGGCUUGGGACACCUCUUUCUGACCAGCAACGAAACACAGACUGUCAUGGAUGACUUCAUGUCUGCAGACCUGGCCUGGAAUAUGGAGUCCCAUUUCAGCUCUGUGGAAACCCAGACAUGUGGAGAGCUGUAUGCUCUCUUUGAACACACUGAGAAACCCAACAGUUGAAGCCCUCAUUGUGAAGCUGCCUACAGCUUUUGCAGAACAGGCUUCUAGUUUCUGCCUCUUCUUACUAGAGGAGUAGUCCUCUGGCAGAUACUAGUCUUAGCAGUAAGAAGUCUGUAGAGAUAUAUCUGAUCAUUCCACUGGGGGCGUCAUGUCCAGCGCCUGCUCAGGUAUAGACCCUGACUGCUCCGCUGCACUUUAAUUCACUCAGUGGGCAUGGUUUAACAGCUCCUCUGACAGUUUACAUAUUUAUUUGCACAUAAAGUAACAUAUUUUAUGUGUCUUGUUUUAAAUGCAAGUUUACUUCUAUAUUUCAGUGUUUAACCACUGUGACUGGUUUCACUGUUGGGCCCUUCUGGUAGUUUAAAAAUAACAUUUCAUCAAUGUUAGAUCUGCACUUAAAAGGGAUUCCAUCUUUUGCUGUCAAAAUAAGGAUAUAAAAUAGUUUCAGCUAUAUCUUAGCCUUCAGACAUGCCUAAACUGCAUGAACAAAUUUUCAUCUGUUGUACAGUAUAUACAAUAUUGUACAGUUAGUUUAUGUAUGUUUGAAAAGUGCACUUGGUCAGCAGCACAAACGUGAAAUGAUGAUUCUCAGCUUGUGUAUCUGAUGGAAAACUCAUAAAUAUCUCCAUUAAGGCCUUUAACAAUGAUCUAAGGUGUUAAAGGCAUCUCUGAAAUAUACCUGUACUCAUGCAGAUAUGGCACAAGUCUAAAUUAAAUGUUCCCGUCUCGUCGGUUGUUGCACACGUUCCGUUUAAAUGUGAUUGUGAAGUAUGAUCUGUAAACUUGUUUUUGUGUCUGGGUCUGUGCAGCUGAGCAGUAAGUCAGUAGGAAAAUUAGGGUGUUGCUGUCUUUGACUUAUUCAUUAGCUGCAGAGUGUAAGUGUAUACAGUAGCAGUGCUCUGUGCUUCAGUGAUCCGUUUAUGUUCACUGUACAGACACAUUGUGGAUAAGAGCAAGAAUUAGCACAGAGCUAUUGUUUUUAUCCACCAUUGAUUUUGACUGAAGGGAGACCUGUUGAAUAUCUUCCAUGGAAAUCUUUUGGUUCCACCUUUAACAAUUUGAUAAUAGUAUUUUAAUUUUAAAUUCUUUUUUUUAAAUAAAUUCUCCAAGCAACUAAACUAAAUGUUUUUAGUUAUGCUGCUGCACUGAGUAACCUCACCAAGCACAGGCACCACGUGGGGACUGUGUUCUGCUAAAGAACAAGAAGCUGUAGGUCUUGUUUGUUUUGUUUCGUUGGUGCCUUAACCCAAGUAUUAAGUUCAGUUCUGUUGCACAAAAUUGAGUUGCUGCUUUUAGCUAAACUCUUUUUCAGAAUUAUACAAGAAUAUGUUUUGGUAAAUGACACAAAAGAUGUCAGAAUCCAUUCAGACUUUGCUUUGCAUGUGUAAUACCUUCUGUUGUGGUAUUUUCCUUACUGUUGCAUGCAAUAAUGGAAUUUACGUUAUCGAUCUCCAUGGUUUUGUGUAGAAAGAUUUGUUCUGUCACAUGGAAAUGAUGAUAUACAGCAUUUUGUUGAAGAGAAUUUGUUUGAAGCCAUCUCGCCAUGUUUGUAGAUGGGCGGGUAACGCUGUUGCAGUUCAUAUAGGUUUGUAGAAGCUGAAGAAUGUCCAGAAGAUGACACUGUGCCCAAGUCUGUAACAUGCUUUGUUUUUUGCACCAUAUCCUGACAUUCAAGGAUAUUUUCCUGUCGUUUAUAACUAUUUUGACACUUGUAUUUAAUUUCAACAGUUCUCGUAUUGAGAUUAUUUCUUCUCAUUUGUGGUUCUUGAAUACAACAUUGCUGCUCCCUGCUGGUUUAGUGGAAUGGGGUGGGGAAUGCCUUGCUUAAAACAGAACGUUGUGUAGAAGCCUUGUUAGUCUCAAGUGUCCGUUGAAGUGCUUUAUUUUUCUCUCUGUGUGGAGUGCAUGCAGACAGACAUCUUUGUUUUAACUCAAUUUGAGUUUUCUUGCCUGUUUGUUUAGAGUGAACGUUGCCUUGACUAAUUGCUGAAGCUACACUACAGUUGUUCUUAAUAAACUGCUGGAAAACA
Pleuronectes platessa (European plaice) is the source of this 4436-nucleotide messenger RNA. It is a transcript of the gene atmin, whose product is annotated as ATM interactor. Lineage: Eukaryota; Metazoa; Chordata; Actinopteri; Pleuronectiformes; Pleuronectidae. The transcript is spliced from 4 exons. Gene Ontology annotation, biological process: regulation of transcription by RNA polymerase II. Gene Ontology annotation, cellular component: nucleus. The coding region runs from base 61 to 2406 and encodes 781 amino acids. The record is from RefSeq and is a predicted model, not a curated record. Gene Ontology annotation, molecular function: transcription cis-regulatory region binding; DNA-binding transcription factor activity, RNA polymerase II-specific.